AUGAACCCGAGCUCCUCUGAAGGCGGUGGUAUUGGCGGUGGCGGUGGCGACGGCCGACCCCCGGGAGGGACGUCGAGGAAGAACGGCGACAAGACCCCUCGCAAAGUGCAGUGGCUCGACGAGAGCACGACGAACACCAGAGAAUCGGACAGGUCGACGCAUGCGCUGGAUGAGCAUGGACUAGACCCCACCGCUUUCGAAACAUUGACGGAUGCGCUGGAACGCCAUCAGUCCCUAAGCCAGCUUCCACCAAGGAGGCCGAACAUUAACACGAACGUACUGCAGGAGCAGCCAUCCAGCCCGCCACCCGCAGCCCAGCGCAUCCACUACUUCCCUCCCCGCCCGGCGACGAUGCAGCUCAACAGCGAGCCGACGCCGUUCCAGCGCGGCGACUACUUCAACCGCGCGAGCGCCCCGCCCCCGCCCUCGCACCCCCACGGGCACUCGCACAACCUCUCCACCGCGACGACGGCAACGACGACGACGAUGGACACCGAGACCGCGCCGCCCUCCCCGGUGCUGUCGCCCAUCCGGGACGUGCCCAACGCGUUUAUCGACCAGAACGAAACCGCGGGCCUGCCGGGCACGGGCGCGCUCGACGAUUACGCGAAGCACCAGGCGUCCAAGGUCGUGCGCGCGCAUACCAGCCGGCACCUGCCCUUUUUCUUCGGUUCGAGCAAGAAGAAAGAGGCCCGCACGAAGAGCCCUGCGCGGACCAAGAAGGAGAAGGAGAGGGAGAAGCGCCGCGAUGUCGAGGCCGAUGUGGAGGACCCCAUCCCCCCUCGGCGCAUGCCCGGCGGCGUCCUCUCUGCUCUGCUCACCCUCCAUGACGCUGAUCAAUCGACGCUUGUGUCCGGCACGACCACCCCUGCCCUCUCCGAUCGCGCCUCCCUCGACGAGCCCGAGCGCCCGUGGGUCCACCCGCCGAAGUCGCCCAAGUCCAAGCACUCAAAGGACGACUCCGCGGCGACCGCGGUGCGCUCGGACGUAUCGUCUAUCAGCGAGCACACCAAUUCCGACGAGCCGCUCAUCAUGCCGCCUCUCAAGCGCACGACGACCGGGGGAUCCGUGUCAUCGUGGAUCCACCGGCCGCACCAGCCUCGCCACCAGAAGAACCCUUCUGAGCGCGCGGGUGGCGGGGUAUUCGCCAGCCUGGUCGCUAGUACGGGCAACAUCAGCGGGGCUGCUGCGCCAGUGCCGUCCUCCCUAGCACCGAGUCUAAAGCGGCCGGGGUACCAUCUCUCAAGAUAUUCUCUUGAGAGCAACUUGCCGACGAAAAAGACCACGACGAAGGAGAGGACGCUGAGUCGGCCGAAAAGCAUGCACUUCGAGCCCUCGCAGGCAUCCUCGCCCGCCUCGACCUCGCCUGGCACGCCGUACUCGGAGAGCGGCUCGCAUCUGCAGAAGCGUACGCGCUGGUCUGGGGUUAUCAAGGAUCUGCCGUAUGCGAGCUCGGUGCUGAACCUGGCGACGCGUAGUGGGCGCAGCACGCCUGCGACUGCUAUGAGCACGCCAACCACGGAAGGCGGCGAGGAGUGGCUCGAUGAGAAGCAAACAGAACACGAACGCCGUCGCAAGGAGCGCCGCAAGCGGAAAAAGGCCGAGAUUUACAUUACGCGCCACGUUGCGGAGAUCAUCCAACGGCAGGAGUUCUUGCUCAAGUUUGCGCGUGCAAUGAUGAUGUUUGGUGGGCCGACACAUCGACUGCAGUCGCAGAUCCAGGCGACUGCAAGAGUGUUGGACAUGAGCAUCAGCUGCAUGUACUUGCCGGAUGUCAUGCUCAUCAGCUUCGACGACCAAUCGACGGCGACGAGUUCCAUCAAGUUCAUUCGCCAGGGUUCGACGCUCACGCUGUACAAACUGCACGAUGCGUACAAGCUGUACUGGAAGGUCAUCCACGACAAAAUUUCGGUCUCCGAGGCGUCGUGCGAGCUGGACAACCUCAUGGUGUCCAAGCCGAUGUACAACAUGCCGAAGCUCAUGUUUUUCGGCGGCAUGUGUUCGUCGGGCAUCUGCACGCUCGCCUUCUCCGGCAGCUUUAUCGACGCGCUGGUCGUGUUUCCGCUGGGCUGCUUGCUGGUCAUGCUGCAGCUCAUCAGCGUCCGGCACGAGCUGUACUCGAACAUCUUUGAAAUAACGCUCGCGACCCUGUUCAGCUUCAUCUCUGCCGGUCUCGCGUCGACGAAGUACUUCUGCUUCACGGCUGUUGCGUCUGCGUCUGUUGUGCUGAUUCUUCCGGGCUUCAUCGUGCUGUGCGGUUCUCUUGAGUUGAUGUCGCGGAACAUCAUCUCUGGGUCCGUCCGGCUGUGUUAUGCGGUCGUAUACUCGCUCUUCCUGGGCUUCGGGCUCGCGAUGGGCGCGGAGGCGUACGAGAAGAUUACGGGGCAAAGUAUUGAUACGACGGAGGACUAUACGUGCGUCAAUAGUCACGAUCCGACGGGUCCGUGGUAUCAGAAAAAUGUUUCGAUGUGGUGGGCAUUCCUUACAGUCCCCCUCUACUCUAUCUUCCUGAGUCUGCGCAACCACGCGGCUUGGAACACGAAGGAGCUGCCCGUCUUGGUCGCUAUCUCUUGCAUCGGCUGGGUGACCAACCACUUCACGGCGACGAAGUUCGUAAACCAGAACGACAUCAGUGCGGCCGUUGGCGCCUUCGCUGUCGGUGUUGUCGCGAACGUGUAUGCGCGGUUCUUCUCUGGUAAUGCGUUCGUCGUCAUGAUUACGGGCAUUCUCUUCCAACUUCCCUCGGGUCUUGGGAAUGGUGGACUGCUCUCGUUCGCCGAGAAGCAGAUCUCUGGCUCGAGCACGUCCUACCUGUCCGGCUUCCAGACGGCACUGCAGCUCAUCUCGGUGUCAAUUGGGCUCUCGGUUGGACUGGGCAUUGCGCUCUUCAUCGUGCACCCCAUCCAGUCCCGCCGUCGGGGCGGCGGCGUAUUCAGCCUGUAA
Molecule: messenger RNA, 2943 nt
Organism: Schizophyllum commune H4-8
Lineage: Eukaryota; Fungi; Basidiomycota; Agaricomycetes; Agaricales; Schizophyllaceae
Product: DUF1212-domain-containing protein
Exons: 11
Coding region: 1-2943 (980 amino acids)
Biological process (GO): transmembrane transport
Molecular function (GO): transmembrane transporter activity
Source: RefSeq, a predicted model, not a curated record